Messenger RNA from Drosophila arizonae, 1132 nucleotides. Its product is annotated as ribokinase. Lineage: Eukaryota; Metazoa; Arthropoda; Insecta; Diptera; Drosophilidae. The record is from RefSeq and is a predicted model, not a curated record. Gene Ontology annotation, cellular component: cytosol. Gene Ontology annotation, molecular function: ribokinase activity. Gene Ontology annotation, biological process: D-ribose metabolic process.
UCGGCUACACUUUCAGCUGUUUGCAAUUAUCAAAAACAAACAAAGCUCUUAAGAUUAGCGAAAACACACUUACAAGCAUAUCAAAUAAAUUGACACGGAAUACAUCUAAGUAAAAUGGAGGAAUCGCUUGACGUGCUCGUUUUUGGCUCGGCCAUUAUAGAUUUUAUGUGCUACGCACCCCGUUUGCCCAAUCCUGGUGAGACUUUGCAUGGUACUAAGUUUCAAACUGGAUUCGGUGGCAAGGGCGCCAAUCAAUGCGUAGCUGCUACUCGCCUGGGCUCCAAGACAGCUUUAAUUGCCAAACUGGGAUGCGAUAGCUUUGGCAACAACUAUAUAUGUCACCUGCAGGCUGAGAAAAUAAAUGUGAAGCAUGUCCAGCUACUGCCUGACUAUACAACGGGUGUAGCUCAAAUCGCAGUCGCCCAUUCUGGCGAAAACAACAUCAUAAUCGUCGUGGGAGCCAACAAGAUGCUCGGCCCUAAGGAUGUGGAAAAUGCAUCCUACUUGUUCGACAAGGCCAAGGUGUUGGUCUGUCAACUGGAGACACCCAUUAAUGGCACGUUGGAGGCAUUGCGUCGAUUCAAGGGAAUAUCCAUUUUGAAUGCUGCUCCAGCCAUAGCAAACGCCCCUCUGGAGCUGAUACAAUUGUGCACCAUUUUGUGUGUGAACGAAACCGAAGCUGGAAUCCUGGUGGGCAGGCACAUCUCAUCCAUUAACGAUGCAUUCAAUGCAUUGGCGCAGCUCAUUCACAUGGGCGCCAACAUUGUAAUCAUCACGCUUGGUAAAAUAGGCGCCGUCUGUUCCUCGAGAGCAACUGUUUAUAACUGUCAACUGGUAUCAGCUCCAGUGGUGCCCCCGGAGUUGACGAAGGACACAACUGGCGCUGGAGAUGCCUUCAUUGGUGCCCUGGCUCACAGCUAUGCACAUUUUCCAGAAAAAGAUCUGGCUGAUCACAUUGCUUAUGCCAAUUCAGUGGCAUCUCAGUCAGUGCAGCGCCUUGGCACCCAGUCAAGCUUCCCAUAUGCCUAAGAAAGAGAGACAAGAAACUGUUGAAAAGCCAUUAACCAAAUAAUUUACAUAUGUAUGCAUGUAAAAAUAGUAAUAAUAAAACGAGGCCUUAGUCCAGCAUACU